CUUAAUAAAUAAACAGAAGAGAGAGAGAGAGAGAGGGAGAAAGAGAGUAAACCGAAAUGAAAAUCAUGUGAUCGACGAAUGUUCCGAUUUGUCUUUACAUUUAGCUAGUUUUUUUUAAAUGAUUGUGUGUUUUUUUUUUUUUUCUUCUGCAUCAUCAUUCUCACGAUUCCUGAACAGAACAAAAAAAAAAAAAAAAGAAUUUAAUAAUGACGAUGACAAUGAUGCGCAGCCUCUAUUCUUCGAAACAGCAAUUAUUAUUCAAAAAACCGGUGAAUUCUAUUGGAAAAUUUUUUUCUACCAUUAACGAAGCUAAAUUUCAAAUUAAACCAUUUAAAUUACAUCGAUUAGAACAAGGUCCAGCUACAGAAGUUUUAUGUACACGUGAAGAUGCCUUAAAAUUCUAUGAACAAAUGUCCACGAUUCGAAGGCUAGAAGCAGCAUCGAAUACGUUGUAUAAAGAGAAAGCAAUACGUGGAUUCUGUCAUCUAUAUACGGGACAAGAAGCGGUUGCUGUCGGCAUGGAAAAUGCCAUAACAAAAAAAGAUGCCGUCAUCACUGCAUAUCGUGCACAUGGUUGGGUAUGGACACGUGGUGUUGAUGCCGUUGGAGUUUUAGCUGAACUUACAGGUCGUAGUACAGGUUGUGCACGUGGUAAAGGUGGUUCUAUGCAUCUUUAUACGGAUAGAUUUUAUGGUGGAAAUGGAAUUGUUGGUGCCCAGAUUCCAUUAGGUGCCGGUGUAGCAUUAGCACAAAAAUAUACAAAUUCAGGUGAAAUAACAUUAGCAUUAUGUGGUGAUGGUGCCGCAAAUCAAGGACAAGUAUUUGAAGCAUAUAAUAUGGCUUCAUUAUGGAAAUUACCGAUAAUAUUUAUAACGGAAAAUAAUGGCUUUGGUAUGGGCACAUCAUCAGAACGUGCAGCUGCUUGUUCCGAUUAUUAUACACGUGGUGAUUACGUACCCGGUAUCUUUGUGGAUGGUAUGGAUAUAUUAGCCGUACGGGAAGCAACCAAAUAUUUAGCACAAUUAUGUCGUGAUGGUCAUGGACCAUUCUGUAUGGAAGCAAUGACAUAUCGUUAUUUUGGUCAUUCAGUUUCUGAUCCUGGUACUAGUUAUCGUACACGUGAAGAAAUCCAAGAAGUACGACAAAAACGUGAUCCAAUCACAUCGUUUAAAGAACGUAUUAUACAAUCAGAAUUGGUUACAAGUGAUGAAUUGAAACAAAUUGAUCAGGAUAUACGUGCAAGAAUGGAUCAAGCAAUGCAAACAGCAAAAACGGAUCCAGAAUUAAAUUCUGAAGAAUUAUAUCAUGAUAUUUAUGUCAGAUGUUUACAUCCAAAUAUACGUGGACCAACACCAUUCGCAAUUAAUGAACAUAAAAAUCAUUGGAAACCAAUGAAUAUUAAUUAAAUUUUUUUUCA
Messenger RNA from Dermatophagoides farinae (American house dust mite), 1417 nucleotides. RefSeq names its product pyruvate dehydrogenase E1 component subunit alpha, mitochondrial. Gene Ontology annotation, molecular function: pyruvate dehydrogenase (acetyl-transferring) activity. Gene Ontology annotation, cellular component: intracellular membrane-bounded organelle. Lineage: Eukaryota; Metazoa; Arthropoda; Arachnida; Sarcoptiformes; Pyroglyphidae. Gene Ontology annotation, biological process: pyruvate decarboxylation to acetyl-CoA. The record is from RefSeq and is a predicted model, not a curated record.